GGCCGGCAUCGCUCUUCCUCGAAGCACUUCCGGCCAUCCGAGCACCAGCAGCCAACGCGAGCACCUUUCCUCCACCCACAUCCAUCGCCAUCUGGCUUGCCUCUGCCGCCGACCCAGAUCCCCUCUGCCUUCUGCACCGAUCCCACCGUCGCCACCGUCACCACCGCCAUGGCCAGCCCCGUCCCCAACUGGACCCAAGACGAGAUUGCCACCAACCGUGCGUUCUUCUAUGAACAGACCACCGAGUUCCGGAAGACCUGGUAUCCCCUCGUCCCCUCCAACGAGCUGCUCACCACGCAGCCAACGGCCCUGCGCCUGCUGGAGGAGCCACUUGUUCUCUAUCGCGACCCACAGACCAACCAGCCGGUUGUCUUUGCCGACAAGUGUGCCCACCGCAGCGCCCCGCUGAGUGUCGGCCGGAUCAUGGACGGCAAGCUCGAGUGCCGAUAUCACGGCUGGCAAUACGACACUGACGGCAAGGUCUCGCAUAUCCCGAGCCUGCUCAAGGACCGCUCGAUCCCAGCCAACGCCAAGGUGCAGACGUAUCCGGCACACGAGGCCGACGGAUGGGUUUGGGUCUGGCCAGGCACGCUCGAGGAUAUGCAAGACGUACCCAAGCCAAAGCUCUAUCAUCCAUGGGGCGGCGAUCUCAAGGCGAUCUCGGGAUAUGUCGAUCUCGAUAUCGAUCAUAGCCUGCUUCUGGAAAACUUCUUGGACCCUUCGCAUAUCCCGUUCACCCACGACACGACGAUUGGCAACCGCAAGCUUGCCAGUGCCAUGACGAUCGACUGUCAGUUCCAUGGCAAGUUCAUCCGAGGUCUUCAGGUCAACCCGGAUCUUCCCGAUAUGAUCACAUCCGAGUUUGAGUUCCAUCCACCAUGCACCAUUUCACUCAAAUUCGUUUCCAAAACCGAAUCCAGGAACGACCAGAGCUUCUACUGCAUCCCGACGCGCAAGGGCCACUGUCGAUUCAUUUACGCACAGCGCUUCACCUUCUUCGAGAGCGCCUUCAAGAUUCCUGUCCUGGGUAGCGUUGUGAGCUGGUACUUUCCGCGAUUCAACAAGAAGGUUCUCAUGGAAGACUAUGCGAUGCUGACUGGCCUGCAGGAGCGCCUUGCCAUGGGGGCCAACGCCAUGAACUCGCCCGUUGCGGCUGACUUGAUGAUCAAGACGUACCGCAACUGGUGGAGAAAGGCCAUGAAGAAGAACCCGUGGUUCAAGGGCUACAGCGACGACAUCGAGGACAUUGUCCUCGGCGACUGCCACCACUCGUGUGCCAGCGCCGAGACCAAGGCCGUGCCUGCGACCUUGAGCGGGGAUGAGUAGCGGUGCUUGAUGGUUUACAUCGCACUGGCAAUCCUCAUAUGCGGUCGGAUCGCUCACAGGCCCGAAUAAAAGCACCCAACGAACACCUUCGCCACGAUGGCUCAGUUCGCGAGCGGAGAUAGAUACUUGGCUUCAAUUCAUCGAGCCGCGACUGGCUGCUGUUGUUCUUUGUGGAGUGGUCGCCGCCAGACACUUGCAUGAUCGCUCGCUCGUUACCCUCUCGGCUCGACCGACGUGCGCUUUCGUCGCUGGAACAGGGAAUCGGCGGUUCGUCCGAAUGGCCACGACUGCUGUUCUCCUGGCCCAUCCGUCGUCGUGGGCGUCCUUCGGUCCUGGCAGCUGCGGCUGUCCCCGAGGUUUUCUCGAGUCCUGCGGCGUGCACGUUCGCCUGCCACGCUUCCAAGCUUCCAAGCUUGCUCGGCGUUCUCGUCCGUGCAUCUUGCAUCAACAAACAUCUUACUUCCGUUGCUGCUCCAGCGGUACUGGUGACCAG
This is a messenger RNA of Polychytrium aggregatum, 1819 nucleotides long. RefSeq names its product Rieske [2Fe-2S] iron-sulfur domain-containing protein. Lineage: Eukaryota; Fungi; Chytridiomycota; Chytridiomycetes; Polychytriales. The transcript is spliced from 4 exons. The record is from RefSeq and is a predicted model, not a curated record. Gene Ontology annotation, molecular function: chlorophyllide a oxygenase activity; 2 iron, 2 sulfur cluster binding. The coding region runs from base 169 to 1326 and encodes 385 amino acids.